This is a messenger RNA of Zymoseptoria tritici IPO323, 543 nucleotides long. RefSeq lists its product as uncharacterized. The record is from RefSeq and is a predicted model, not a curated record. The transcript is spliced from 3 exons. Lineage: Eukaryota; Fungi; Ascomycota; Dothideomycetes; Mycosphaerellales; Mycosphaerellaceae. Bases 192 to 422 code for a protein of 76 amino acids.
GUGAGGAAGGAGGCCAAGACAUGGCCACGAAUGCUCGAGCUGCCCCUGGCACAGUCUUCUCCGCGGGUUUCGUCGAUUAUUGAGCAUUUAUAUCACACCUCGCCCACAGAGGCUUCUUUGUUCAUCCUCAACAACGAUACCGCAUACCUACACGCAUUGCACGCUACCAGAGACGCAAACGACGAGAAACCAUGCAGAUCUCCCAGAUGUCCAUUGUCCUUCUCUCUAUCGCUUCGACCGCCUUGGCUGGGGCUGCCACAUGCGACCGCACCAAAGGAGUGUUUGGAUUUUGCCACGGCGAGGUGAACCUGCCUUGCGCCAAUAACUCACCAUGCAUUGCGGACUCAGGCCACAAUCCACCAUUGCCAUGCAAUUACGAUGUUUACAACCGCUUUCAAGCGCUCUGCUUCAACCAAUCGUAAUGACGGCGGAAUGCUACUCGAUCUGGUCGUGUUGAGGAUGUGGGUAGGGGAACUCAGCUCGGGGCAUUGUUUUGACGUUGCUGAAGGGUCAGGUCGCUGGGGAAUACGAUCGCCCAAGGUU